AUGACGGACAGUGACACGGACCACGAAGACUCGCAUCAAAGGCGUCGAGUGUCGUGGGAUGCGUUUUUGCGUUUGGAGAGUGACGAUGAGUGGAGCGAACUGGAAGAGAUGCGAGGCUACAACGACGAUUACUACCACGAACCGCACAAUGCCGAGACAUGUCCUGAUUGUGUGGGAGAUGAGUCGUCUUGUUCAGAAAAUGAAGAGAUUGACAUGUCAGUAGAUCCAGUAGUGGAAGAAGAAGAAACCGUCAUGAGAAUCACGGCACGAAAGAGCACUGCCAGUACAUGUAGUCUUCCCGCCAAUCAUCAACGUAGAACCAUGCCGACGGAUGGACCGUUGCAGGUCCAGAGACAACCACGACAAGAAGAGACGACUGCCACAAAUCAACGAGAGAAUCCACUCGUACCAGUCAAACCAAAGCCACUUAACAACCAAGCCAUCCACAAACCUCGUCAGCCCGCUGCUGCUCUACCACCACCGCCAAGGGCUCAAAAGAGACCCCGCUUUUCCUCUACCACUUCUACGGCUCAACGUCCCAAGCCCUUUGUGGCUGCUGCCAACCAAAAUAGCAAGAAACCCAAGAUCAUUUGCAUUGAUGAUUCUGAUGAUGACGACGACGACGAUGAUGAAAUUGUCUUUUUGGGAACUUCCACUGCUCCUGGUGUCAUUCAACUCAAGAAUAGGACCAAGAAACGAUCCGUCAUCCCCAACAACAACAAUCAUAGAAACAAUGGUAAUCCAGCCACUCACAAUCCACAAAAAAGCAACCAUCAAUUGCCAAGUCAAUUGCCACAACAGCAAUCCAAAGAAAAGGCAAACUACGAGGUCAAAAAGCCAUCAUCUUCUCUUUUCAACCCAAACAACAAUGCCUCUGCUCCUAGUGGCAAACCUUAUGCGGAUCAUCAAAAACCACCCCCUCCUUCCAAACCAUACAACACUAAUCAGAAGACUCCACCGACUCAGCCAACACCCGUUUCUACAACAAUACAACAACCGUCCUUACCGCCCUCGCCACGAAGAGUUUCCACCUCCUCCACUAUUACUCAGGCAAGCAGCACGACGUUCUUGGCGACCAACGAGAAUGCCGGCACUCACAAUUACUCAGAGCGGCACCAACCAAGGAAGGAGCCACCCACAAGAAACGACGACAGCACUCCUCUUGCGACACGAACAAGAAACUCCACGUCCGACCCAAAAAUACUAGUGCGGCAGCACCAAACACACAACAAAACCAAUUCGGGAAGAUGGACUGAUGAAGAACGGGAACGACUCCGGAUCGCUUUGACCCGCGAAUCGGAUUGGGAGUCGGUCGUCCGUUUUGUCCGGACAAGAGAGUUUCCGGCGAUUCGAUCCUAUGCUCCCCGUACUUAUCCACAAUUGUGCGACGAACUACGACAGCGAAUGCAUAGCAAAAACAAAGGUAUACUAGCUCAGACUCCUCCCACUCGCGGAUCUGAUCCAACAACGCUAACGGUACUAGGACAAACGCAAGAGGCACUGGGAGUCAACCAGACCAACGUUUCGGUGAACCCCUACCAGACGCCUCCUCCCAGCGCCCCCAAGACGCACGAACCACCGGUACAGGAACUUUUGGAAACGUACCGACAAGUCAAAAUACCAGCCACAAUGGACGUGGCCAAAAUGAACAGUGCAGCAGCAUCGACGACUCGGACUGAAACAGAAACGCAGCAAUCACUACCAAACGCGGAACACUGCUCGAACGAUGACAGUAGCGGUGGACCACUCGAGGAACCAAAGGAAGGCGCCGAGACAAUAGGGAGAACUACAGUGACAGCUGCCAAGCCUGCGUCGCACGAGCUGUCAACAACUGCACCAUCACUGGAAAACAAAGAUGCGUUAGCACAACCGGAAAUGGGACAGAAAUGUUCCACCCAACAAACUGCAGAGACGACAGAAAAUCCAUCUGAAGCAGAGGCAAAGCCAAUGCAGUGUUCUCCUCGACACAACGACGAGCUACAGCGACAUGAACAGACGGCCCAAGUGCAACAACAAGAUAUGACAGAGGAUAAGGAAAUGCCAUCUACCAAUUCCAAUCUCCAUGAUGGAAAUGUAGAACAGGUGCAACAACCACUGACAGAGGAUCGUGAACUGCACACUACCAAUUCAAAACACCACCAAGUCGAAGAACAAGUGCAACAACAGCAACAGGCCAGCCAAGAGCAACAGCAAAUGAGGAAAGACCGAGAAAUCAUUUCUACCACUUCCAAUGAACGAGAAGGAACAGAAGAGGCGAAACAGCAAUCGAGCAAAGAACAGUUAUCACUAGUGAGGGAGAAUCAGGAAACGCAGUCUCUUUCCAGACACUGCGAAAGAGCGGAACAGGCGCAUCAAUCACCGAGCAAAGAGCAACAGCCAGUGAUGGAUCCAACCGAGAAGAAGCCUUCCGAUCGUUCCUACGACACUGAAGGUGCUUGCCGAGCAACAGAAGGACGAAAUCAGGAUCCUACAAUGCAACAGGAACAGAAAGAUAAGGAACAGCAGCCUCUCCGUGAAGGUCCUCUUCUGGCACCUGAACGAAAUCAGGAUCCAACGCAGCAAGAGGAACAGAUGGAUCAAGAACAGCAACCGUCUCAGCAAGAACAGCAACAGAAACAGCCGUCCUUCCCACUGGAGACCACCACAUCACCUAACCAAGAGCCGGGCAUGGCUCUCACAUUUUCUCCGAGUGACAAUGAUGUUGUCGUUGCCCUAGUAGGAACUGACCAUCAAUAUCGACUCCCAGGCAAUCUCAAGUGUUUUCGCCUAAUCUACCAGGCUCUACCGAAAUUCCUGGCGCCGAGAGUAUCGGAAGACACGAAAGAUCAGUUGGUCUUGCAAGUCUACACAGCCGUGGUAACAGCCGGUGGUCGCUUCGUGAAAGCCGCUGAAAACUUGGCGUUGGCCAAGCACGAUGCCCUGCAAGCAAUCAAGGCAAUGUUUGUUUCCAUGGGAGUCACAAAGACGAGGCAGUCGCUCGAGAAGAAGAAUCCCGAGACAAAUGCCACCCAACCGACACUACUAGAAGUGUCAACCUGGGAAGAACGUCUGUCUCAGCUGGAGGCAUAUAAGAAUGAAAAUGGGCACCUGAACGUUCCAGCAGCCCUAGGCCAGAAGUAUUACAAACUUGGGAAUUGGUUGGUACAACAAAGGUUUCUUUACAAGAGAGGACUUCUGUGCAAGGAGCGGUUGGCUGAUCUUUGUCGCUUGGGUGCGCAUGGUUUUGAUGCGGAUUCUACCACGACGGCUUCAAACGACGACAUGAACAUCGGACCUGCUGAUACACCUGGGUCAAGGAGCACAUCACACACUCCAACCGGCAAUGACGACCAGUCAAUACAGACUGAUACUGUCAGUACAGUAACUGGUGCUGCAUUGUCCCAACCUCCAAUACAAACUCUUCUGGUUGCGCUUCCAUCACCACUCACAGAGGGAUGCUCUGCUAUCAAGCCUGCCACCAACCAGAUAAGGCCGGGAUCGAAAUCCAACCCAAAAGGUUCCUAUCCAAAAGAGAAGUUCUAUACAUGGGAAGGUCGCUUGGCCCAACUGGAGGAAUGGAAGAAAGAACAUGGGCAUUUGAAUGUGCCAGUCCGGCCCGAUUGCCACCUGGGGCAAUGGUUGUCUGCGCAGAGAUCGCUGUACCGAAAUGGCACCAUUCGAAAAGAUAGGCUGGAAGAUCUUCGUCAACUGGGAACGUUUGGUUUUGGUGAUGCUUUUGUUGAAGCUGCAAAUAAAGAACGCAACUCCACUGAUGUGAAAAUCCCGCCUCAGGAGCAGCGUGAUCCUACCUCUCCCCAACUGAGACUCUAUACUUGGGAAGACCGCAUGUCUCAGCUGGAAGCCUUCAAGAAAGAACAUGGACACUCAAAGGUUCCAACGACUCCUGGUAAGCCAAACUACAAGCUCGGGCAAUGGAUUGCUUAUCAAAGGCAGUUGUACCGAAAUUGUACAAUUCGUACAGAACGCUUAGCAGAGCUUCGUCGGCUUGGUGCACAUGGUUUUGGUUCAGAUGCUGGCUCUCCCCAACUAAGACACUAUACUAGGGAAGAACGCAUAUCUCAGCUCGAAGCAUUCAAGAAAGAAUAUGGACACUUGAGAAUUCCAGGGACCUAUGGUAAGCCAAACUACAAACUCGGGCAAUGGAUAAAUUAUCAAAGGCAGGCAUACCGCAAUGGAACAAUUCGCGAAGAACUGUUGGCAGAUCUUCGUCGAUUGGGUGCAUACAACUUCGGGGAUGCGGCUGAAGUUGAUGUGCCUACAAGCGAUAGCACAACAGUUGGUACGAUUGACAACCCCGAGGCAAAUGACCCGGAACACACUCCAACCAGGAAUGUUGAACAGACAAUGCAGACUCAUACUGGCACUGGCACUGGAGCUGGCACAGGAACCAUUGCUGCUAGCUUCGGACCUGCAGUUUAUCCUGAGGAACCCCUUGCUCUUACUGAUACCUGUUUCCAAAGAAGAAACCACACCUGGGAAGAACGAUUGCGUCAGCUGGAAGCCUUUCAAAAAGAAAAUGGACACUUGAAGGUUCCAGUGACUGCUAGCAAUCCAGACUACAAACUUGGAAAAUGGAUUGACAAUCAAAGGCAGUCAUACCGCAAGGGUACAAUUCAUGAAGAACUGUUGGCUGGUCUUCGUCGGCUUGGUGCACAUGGCUUUGGUUCAGAUGCUGGGGCGACAAGCACAAACAAUGACGACUACAUCUCAUCAGUGGACACAAGUGGAGCAAGAAGCACAGCAGACACUGCAUCUACAAGCGACUGCAUAGAAGUGGGUAUGACUGACAACCAUGAGGCAAAUGACACGGAAGACACUCCGACUAGCAAUGCUGUGCAGACAAAGCAGACUGGUACUGGCACAGGUAUCACUGCUGCUAGUGUCAGACCUCCGCUGGAUCCUCAGGAACCCCUUGCUCUUUCUGGUACCUGUUUCCACAGAAGAAGAUAUACCUGGGAAGAACGAUUGGAUCAGCUGGAGGCCUUUAAGAAAGAAAAUGGGCACUUGAAGUUUCCAAAGACUCCUGGUAUGCCAGAUUCCAACCUUGGAAAAUGGAUUGACAAUCAAAGGCAGUCAUACCGCAAGGCUACAAUUCGUAAAGAACUGUUGGCAGGUCUUCGUCGGCUUGGUGCAAAUGGUUUUGGUUCAAACGAUGUCAGGACGAGAAGAAACUUUACCUGGGAAGAACGCUUGGGCCAGCUUGAGGCCUUUAAGAAAGAAAAUGGACACUCGAGAGUUUCAGAGAUGCCUGGUAAGCCAGAUUACAAGCUUGGGAAAUGGAUUGCAAAUCAAAGGCAGUUUUACCGCAAUGGCACGAUUCGUAAAGAACUGUUGGCAGGUCUUCGUCGACUUGGUGCACAUGGUUUUGGUCCAAAUGAUGGUGGGCCUGCAACUGUGGGCACACCCAAGGCAAACUCCACAUCACUCACCCCAGCCAGCAAUGCGAGUCAACAAAUACAGACCAGUAGUGGCAUUGCUACAUCAUCGCAAUUUCCGCAAUUUUCACCACACGCAGAGAGUCAUUCAAUGGGGAGUGCCAAUAAUGACCAGGUAUCCAAAUCCAACCCCAACCCCACGCCUACCUAUGCACGGCCAAAACUAUACAGCUGGGAACAACGCUUUCGUCAGCUGGAAGAAUGGAAGAAAGAACAUGGGCACUUACAAGUUCCAACCAGCCAUGGCAAGCAGGAUUACAGACUUGGUCAAUGGAUUGCUUAUCAAAGGCGGUUAUACCAAAAUGGAAGCAUUUGUGAGGAACACUUGGAUGACCUACGUCGACUGGGUGCAUCUGGUUUUGGGGCUGAUUCUGGUGCUGAUGCUGCCUCAACCAUGACAAGAGAAAACGGCGAGGAUGACCCUGUAACUGUGGGAACAAAGCGCACAUCACUCUCUCCAACCAACCAUGUCGAUCAGGCAACACUGCCUUGUUCGGGCACAGCAACAGAUGCCACAGAAUCUCAACCUCCAAUACAACCGCAGCAGCUUCACUUUUCAUCACCACAAGUAGAGGGCCCUGCAAGGGGGGGUGCCACCAAUCACCACAAGAAGAAGGGCUCCAGAUCCGUUCCAAGAGCAACCAAUUUACCACACAAACUCUACACCUGGGAGGAUCGCCUGGUCCAGCUGGAGGAUUGGAAGAAGGAACAUGGACAUUUGAACAUCCCUCGAAAACAACAGAACUAUGACUUGGGUGCGUGGCUGUUAGCACAGAGAUCAUUGUACUUAAGAGGUAUCAUUCGCAAGGAACGAUUGGCAGAUCUCCAUCGAUUGGGAGUGCCUGGUUUCGGGAUUCCUGAAGUGGAUGCGACAGCGAAAGCUUAUCAACCCUCGAAUGCAACGGAAUCACCUGGGACAAGCAGCAGAGCAAGGACUCCAGCUACCCGUGAAGAUCAGUCGAUGACAAGUACUUGCAGGACUACGACUGCUCCUGCAUCGGAGCAUCCAUUGCAACCGCAACAGCUUUUCAACUCUGCUUCGUCUCAGACACAAGGACACUCUGAUACUGGGAAUUCUUCCAGAGAUAGAACGGGUCCUCGCACCACGAAUCAAUGGGGAACAUGCUACACCUGGGAGGAACGCUUAGCUCAGCUGGGGGAAUUUCUGAGUUCAAAUGGGCACCUUGAUGUUCCAACGAAACAAGGUGAGCCAGAUUACAGCCUUGGGCUGUGGCUUGCACGUCAAAAGCGGUUGUAUCAAAGUGGCACACUUCGCAAGGAGCGAUUGGCAGAUCUUUGUCGAUUGGGAGUUUUCAGGGAUUUGGAUCCGUCAAUGGAGAAUGUUGCUCCAACUGCUCCCUCAUUGUCACCUCAGUCGCAGCAAGCCACGACGGCACCAGCAGCGCGGGAAUGUACUACAAUGGGUUUCAAUGAGAAGAAACGAAAGCGACAAGAUUCGUUAGAGGACCCAAGCAACAUCAGCAGUGCUACCCGACGCUCGAAACGUGGCCAACAACCAAAGAAGUUUUAUGAUUGCGAAGACUUUGAUUUUGGCGCAAUGAAGCAAGCUGGGACCGGGUCGUUGUCCCAACCGACAGCGUCAGUUCCCGAGUCUGCGCAGACGACCCCAGACUUGACGUCCCGACAGCAAGAGUCUUCACCGAGGGACACAAGCGGGGGGGAAGUUUCGACUGCAAGCAAGUCGCCUACAAUUAUUAUUGAUAUCUCGGAAACCACAGAGGAGCCUGCUGCGCCUGAGCUGCCAGCACCCUCGCAGGCCCCUCCAAGUCCACGCGCAUCGCAACCAACGACUGCGGAGACGAUGAAGGAGCAACCAUCAGCUUCGCAUGCCACGCCACAGGGACGUCCACAGUCCUCUUUGCAAAUGACAAACAUUCCUGACAAGGAUCUGACGGGUCGAGAUAUUCUGUUGAGUGAAUCACCAAGGACGAAUCUAGGCAGAGGCAAUGACAUUUACCGGCAAACGAUUGCGAAGUUACAAAAGGAGCAUCAAGAACUUCUCCAGGACAAGAAGAAUGUUGUUGUAUUCGCGCAGCGUUUUGUGCAAGAGCUUCGCCAACGAGGCAUUCGUUUUCUGACGCAAGACUAUGGAGCAGAGACUUGGAACGAUAUUGGAGAGGAACGAAUGAUCGAGAGGGUGUGCGCGAGUCUUAGCACCGGCAACGAGCUUCCAGCGGCGGAUAGUACCAUCGGCGUCAUCUAG
This is a messenger RNA of Seminavis robusta, 7659 nucleotides long. NCBI's taxonomy places the organism in Eukaryota, Bacillariophyta, Bacillariophyceae, Naviculales, Naviculaceae. The record is from the annotation of a GenBank genome assembly.